AUGUCUCCUCCAACUACACAGUUCUUGGGCAGCUCGCAAACGGAACAAAAUCAAAGCCAAGACCAAUCAUCAGAGCAAGUUGAGGAGCAUAACCAGGACCAUGAGCAAGGAUCUACUCCCGUUUUGAACCAAAGUCAACCGUCUUCAUCACAACAGCAGCAUCAACAAACGAGAAAUGAGUCGAUUUCAUAUUAUACGAAUUUUAAUCAGCCACGAUAUUCUACGGACGCGUCUAUUAACUCAUUUCUGAACAUAUCCGAUAAUGUACCAGUAAUAGUCGCAGGAGUCCCUACUACCAGUAAUACCUAUUCCAAUAUUCCACGACUUUCUACCUCAAGCACGCAUCAACCGCCAGACUUAUCACAGAUCGGACGCGGCUUUUCUAUAGUAAACAAUCUCUUCCCACAGCAGCAACCGCAACAGCAACUCCAAAAUCAAAAUCGCCAACAGCCACAACAGCAACAGCAACAGACUUCAUUUAAAACGCCUUCAUUUUCGACUGGAUUAACAGGAAGUUCUUCUCAAUACCAGUUUUUGCCAAGGAAUGAUAAUUCUUCUCAACCACCCUCAAAGAGAAAUUCUGUUUAUCUUGGGCCUAAUGAUGGAGCAGAUUUUGAAUUUUUCAGUAUGCAGCAAUCACAACAACCACAAUUUCAGCCUGGCGGUAGAAGAGAAUCAAGCUCAAUGAGACCACCACUCUUGAUACCAACCGCAACUACUAAAAACCAAACAAAUAGCUCGAAUAAUGGCGGUAGUAUGAAUGCAAACGCCGACUAUGAAUCAUUUUUUAGUGGUAAUACCAGCAGUAGUAAUUCUAAUCAGAAUCCGUACUUUUUGAGUUCAAGAAAUAAUUCUUUGAAAUUCAAUCCGGAAGAUUUUGACUUCCAGUUUAAAAGGCGGAAUUCCUCUGUUAGAGGUACUUUGGAUCAUAGUAACCAAAAUUCCUUUAUGCCUGAGCCAAGAUUAAAUUCUCUUUCCGUUGGUAAUAAAGCCAAUAGUGAUAAUGUAGUCGAUAGCAGUAAUGUAACUAGUAACAUAAACAGCGGCAAAAGUAACGAAAUUGAAAGCGAGGAUAACAACAAUGGUGAAGACAAUAAUAGUAACAAUAAUGAUAAUAAUGACAGCAACAUCAAUUCUACAUCCAGUACUAAUAUCCCAAACCAAGAGGAGCAUAAUCUUGUCUCUACAGAUAUUACAAACAAUAGUACGAAAGAUCUAAAGGAAAUAGAACAAAGACUUCGAAAGCAUUUGAAUGAUGAAGAUAGUUACUCGGGUACAAUAUCAAGAACUUUGGGUAAAGAUUCAGAGGUGAUUAAAGGCAGUGAGGGAUCAAAUAAGCAUAUAGACGGGUCUGGGAUACAAACAAAUAUCAACAAGAAAAGGAAAAAAGAUGAUUCUGCUAUUUAUGUGAAGAAUGAGGUGCCUUGUGCUGAUCCUAUUAUAACUAAGAGAAACUCGGCUUCUGAUGAAAGUACAGCAAUAGUCAAUUUUCCUGAUAAAGAAUCUCCGAUGACUGAGAUGGGUUCAGUAAACGAUGAUGCGACUAACCUGAUAGGUGCAACAAAAGUUGAUCAAUUAAUGCUGAUUAUUCAGGCGAGAAAGAAAGGUUUCACAGAGAAGGUAAAUACUACUCAGGAUGGAGACCUACUUUUUAAUCAAACAAUGGACAUACUACCACCAAAAAACGAACUGGUAGGUGGGGUAGAAAAACCAAAAGGGACACAUAAUACACGCGCUGUUAAAAAACACGAAUGCCCUUACUGCCACCGACUUUUCUCACAGGCGACUCAUUUAGAGGUUCACGUUCGCUCUCAUAUUGGGUACAAACCAUUUGUUUGUGAUUAUUGUGGCAAAAGAUUUACUCAAGGUGGGAACCUGAGGACGCAUGAAAGAUUACAUACAGGUGAGAAACCUUAUUCAUGUGAUAUCUGUGAUAAAAAAUUUUCGAGAAAAGGGAACUUAGCGGCCCACUUAGUUACCCAUCAAAAAUUGAAACCAUUUGUUUGCAAGUUAGAGAAUUGCAACAAGACUUUUACUCAACUAGGAAAUAUGAAAGCUCAUCAGAAUAGGUUUCACAAGGAAACAUUGAAUGCUUUGACAGCAAAACUAGCUGAGAUGAACCCAUCAGAUAACAUCCCAUUGGAAGAACGACAACUGUUAGAGUACUUCGCUUCGAUUUACAAAAACUCAAAUAGAGGAAUUAAGGGUAGGGGGAAAGGCGUAGGAACGAAAAAAUCCACAAUUUCCUCUCCAGAAAAUCAUUCUGCGAGCAUUAUUUUGAACUCUAAUACCAAUAGGAAUAAUAAUGUUACUUUUAAUCGCCCUGAGAAUGCUGGUAACCCUGAGGGUAACGUUGAUAACAAUAACAAUAAUAAUAAUAAUAAUAAUUCAGGCUCUCAUAUUAUGAUUUCACCGACUCAAAAGGAUAUGGGAACACUGCAAUCUCAAUUCGGACACAAUAACUUCAACAAUCCUGUGAACAGCUCAAACUCUUCCAAUCAACCAAUCAUAAACUACAAUUACACUACUUUACCUCAUUCUCGUUUAGGCAGUGGCAGUUCUAACAACACUAAUACUAACACCAACAAUUUUACGGUAGGCAGUGCUCCAGGUGCUUUAAUGGCGCCAACCACCAGUAAUGACUUCAGUUUCAACCUGGAUCAAUCGAAUGAUAGUGAGAGAUCUCAGCAAGAACAGGUGAGGUUUAAGAACAUAAAUUACAAGAGCUAG
Molecule: messenger RNA, 2730 nt
Organism: Saccharomyces mikatae IFO 1815
Lineage: Eukaryota; Fungi; Ascomycota; Saccharomycetes; Saccharomycetales; Saccharomycetaceae
Gene: AZF1
Product: Azf1p
Exons: 1
Coding region: 1-2730 (909 amino acids)
Biological process (GO): regulation of transcription by RNA polymerase II
Cellular component (GO): transcription regulator complex; PcG protein complex
Molecular function (GO): DNA-binding transcription factor activity, RNA polymerase II-specific; RNA polymerase II cis-regulatory region sequence-specific DNA binding
Source: RefSeq, a predicted model, not a curated record